UCCGCCUGAGGAGAUGGGACCUCCUCUUCCAGUAUAUAAAGCUGGAAGGCAGAAGCAGGUGGUCACACAGGAACACCAAGCAGAGGAACUAACAGCACUGUUUGGAAGGAAACAACACAAGCUCGGAACCAUGAGAAGCAUCCACUGCGUGGCCGGCGUCCUUUUGGUCCUGGGCUUCGUGCAAGUCAGCUGGCAGGUUCCUCUACUUGGCACUGAGGACAGCUCCAGUUUUGAGGAAGACAACAGAUUAGCUAGCGGGCCCCAGGAGCUGUCGAACAUCAAGAGACACUCAGAGGGAACGUUUUCCAAUGACUACAGCAAAUACCUGGAGGACAGGAAGGCCCAAGACUUUGUCCGGUGGUUGAUGAGUAACAAGAGGAGCGGUGCCGAUAAGCGCCAUGCAGACGGAACCUUCACCAGCGACAUCAGCUCCUACCUCAAGGACCAAGCAAUCAAAGACUUCGUUGCCCAGCUCAAGUCUGGACAGAUCCAAAGAGAAUCGGAAAUAGACAGCCUGGCUCAAACGAUCAGCAGGAGGCAUGUAGAUGGAAGCUUCACCAGCGACGUGAACAAGGUGCUGGACUCCAUGGCCGCCAAGGAAUACUUACUCUGGGUCAUGACCUCUAAACCUUCAGGCGAAAGCAACAAACGGAAAGACAACCAAUGAGAGUCUUUUCAAACGCCACCUAAAGCCAUAUUGCAGAGGAACAGGAAGCCAUACCGCUUUGCAUGUUAUGUUGAUAUUUUUUACUUUACUUUGAAUGUAUUGCAAAGAUACAAAUAAAUGCUAUUCUUCCACAGACAAAAGGUGCACAAAGGAAGAAAUGAAAUUCAGGGCAUGAAAUUUUCUACAAAUGACAAUUAUUUGCUGUGUUUCUAAGCUGCAAACAAGAACACCAAAGGUUCCGUCUCAGGUAGUCCUAUGGAAAACAUAUGAUUGUCAUAGCAAACGAAUAUUUUACUCUGCUAAAUAAACCUCGUCAUUUAUUUCAUCUCUUUGCCUCCUUUGUUUAGAGUGUACAACUCCUGCUUAAAAUGUUAUUCGUUCAUGAUGCACAAAUGUUUCCAUUUGUGAUGGAAAUUUCACAAUUGUGCUACAUAUGUGAAACUUAUCUUGUAAAAAUUGGCUUAAAAACAAUCAAAACUGUGCAAAGCAGCAAUAAUCAUUGUCCAAACUCUAUGUGGCUCAAUUUAAGAAUUCUGAUUAUGUACAGCUCUGUCAAUAUCCCAUAUUCUCUGUAUAAUCUACAUGUUGUCUCCUUUGCAAAGAUUCUCUAUGAAAUUGUGAAGGACCAACCUUUUUAGGUGAUUUGGUAUCAGACUUAGUUCUGGACUCUAGUUCAGCCAUUCCAAGAUGAUCAUUUUUCUCUCAUAAAGUCGUCAUUAUGUGGACUGAAAUGUAUGCUGACACUGUUCCAGAGAUAAAAAAAAAUCUUACACAAGUAAACACCUGAAGCUCUGGGUAUAAACUGACUAGUUUUUGGAACUGGAGUCCAUGAAAACCAGUUCCAUCAAAAGUAGCCCCAGGAGCAUCGCGACACCACUGUAAUUAGAUCAAAGCAAAUUCAUGUCUUAGAAUGUUGAAAACCGCAAGUUUUACAUAGUAUUGACUCAGGAGGACUUGAAUAGAAAAAGCUUGCUUUCCAAAUCCAACAAACAUUUUACUGGGUUU
Messenger RNA from Poecilia reticulata (guppy), 1672 nucleotides. Its product is annotated as glucagon-1-like. Gene Ontology annotation, biological process: response to starvation. Gene Ontology annotation, cellular component: extracellular region. Gene Ontology annotation, molecular function: glucagon receptor binding; hormone activity. The record is from RefSeq and is a predicted model, not a curated record. NCBI's taxonomy places the organism in Eukaryota, Metazoa, Chordata, Actinopteri, Cyprinodontiformes, Poeciliidae.